This is a messenger RNA of Vigna umbellata (rice bean), 1102 nucleotides long. The record is from RefSeq and is a predicted model, not a curated record. Lineage: Eukaryota; Viridiplantae; Streptophyta; Magnoliopsida; Fabales; Fabaceae.
AUUUGUGAGUAAACAUAUUUUGCUUUUGCUUGGUAUCCUUCCCUUUGUAGAUAUGUGCAAAAUAUCCUUAUACGGAUCAAUUUUAUGGGCUCUUCUCAGCUUAUGCACCUCAAAUUUCGGGACGUAUAAUGCUGCCACUUAACAUGACAUCUGAUGAUGGACCAAUUUACGUAAAUGCUAAGCAGUACCAUGGAAUCAUUAGGCGUCGGCAGUCCCGUGCCAAAGCUGUACUUCAUCACAAAUUGACUAAACGUCGCAAGCCUUAUAUGCAUGAAUCUCGCCAUCUCCAUGCAAUGAGGCGACCAAGAGGAUGUGGUGGUCGCUUCUUGAACACAAGGAAAUCUGGUAAUGGAAAUGGCAAAACUGGCAAUGGAGUGCAUGAAACUGUUGGUGAACGAUUUCAUUCCAGUGGUUCUCAGAGUUCUGAAUUCCUUCAGUCUGAAGCUGGAACUUUGAAUUCAUCAAAAGAGACUAAUGGCAGCAGUCCAAAUAUUUCUGGCUCAGAAGUGACUAGCAUGUAUUCGCGGGGAGGUCUUGACAGAUUUUCCCUCAAUCAUUUUGGAUCUUCUGUCCACACUCUGGCAGACAUGAUAGAUGGUGGGCGUGGUAUGAUCAUACCCCCCAAAUGGGCUGCAGCAGCAGGUAACUGCUGCAACCUUAAAGUCUGACAGGAAAAGAAUGAAGGGGGGGUUUGGUUCAAUACUGCACCGAACCCAUCCUUCAUGAGACCAGAUGAAGAAGCUUUGUUUCAGUUGACUGUGUUGACUGUGGCAAGAUUCGUUCUGUAGGAUCGUCCUAACAUCUGGUCUAGGCAAUUCAUCCCUGGCUCAUACUUUGGCAAUCCAUCCUUGGCUCAUGGUAACUUUAGGCAACUCAUCCUUGGCUCUGUAGUAAUUUGUCUUUAUGCAGGGGAGUGUCUUUGGCAUGGUUCAAACUAAUGACUUGAUACCCUGAUGCAGAAGACAACUGUGUGUCUUUGUGUGAAAAUAAAAGCAUGAAACUCCAUUUAUGUAUAUUUCUGCCAAGUCUAAACUUGGUUUUCUAUUUUGUAUUUAGGAACUAUGUAUUGCACAACUUUCACCUUUAGUCUUUUUUAAAUCAA